Molecule: messenger RNA, 3353 nt
Organism: Labeo rohita (rohu)
Lineage: Eukaryota; Metazoa; Chordata; Actinopteri; Cypriniformes; Cyprinidae
Gene: tkta
Product: transketolase a
Exons: 14
Coding region: 149-2035 (628 amino acids)
Biological process (GO): pentose-phosphate shunt, non-oxidative branch; ribose phosphate biosynthetic process
Cellular component (GO): extracellular exosome; endoplasmic reticulum membrane
Molecular function (GO): thiamine pyrophosphate binding; transketolase activity
Source: RefSeq, a predicted model, not a curated record
ACACUAUAAACUGUGUGUAUGUGUGCCCGCAUAAAGCAGCCUCCCUCUCCUCUUCUCCUCCUUUUUCUGUCUCUCGCUCACACGCAACCAGUGCUCUCCUCAACCUCAUUCUCUCCUUUCAUUUUUGUGGUGCUAUUAGGCUGAACCCAUGGAGGACUACCAUAAACCAGACCAGCAGACCGUGCAGGCGCUGAGGAACAUUGCCAACCGCCUCCGAAUCAACUCCAUCAAAGCCACCACUGCAGUGGGCAACGGGCAUCCAACAUCAUGUUGCAGUGUGGCGGAGAUCAUGUCUGUACUUUUUUUCCAUACUAUGAAGUACAGGCCAGAUGACCCCAAGAACCCCAACAACGACCGCUUCAUCCUGUCCAAGGGUCAUGCAGCCCCUGUCCUGUACUCUGUGUGGGUGGAGAUCGGCUUCUUGAAGGAGUCUGAGCUCAUGAGCAUGUGUCAGGUGGACUCCACGCUGGAAGGACAUCCCACACCUAAGCAACAGUUUGUGGAUGUGGCCACAGGCUCUCUGGGACAGGGGCUGGGCGUAGCCUGUGGAAUGGCCUAUACGGCUAAAUACUUUGACAAAUCCAGUUACCGUGUGUAUUGCCUGCUGGGGGAUGGAGAGAUGUCCGAGGGGGCUGUGUGGGAAGCCAUGGCCUUCGCUUCCUACUACCAGCUGGAUAACCUCUUGGCCAUUCUGGACAUCAACCGGCUAGGCCAGAGCGAUCCAGCACCACUGCAGCACCACGUGGAGAAGUACCAGAGACGCUGUGAAGCCUUUGGGUGGCAUGCUAUUAUCGUAGACGGCCACAGCGUGGAGGAGCUGUGUAAAGCCAUGAGCCAACCACGCCACCAACCCACUGCCAUCAUCGCCAAAACCAUCAAAGGCAAAGGCAUUCCUGUGGCAGAAGAUAAGAUGGGAUGGCAUGGCAAGGUUCUGUCAAAGGACAUGGCAGAGAGCGUCCUGAGAGACCUCCAGAGCCGCAUCCUCAACAGUAACAAGCGCAUGUACCCGGCUUCACCCAUUGAAGACGCUCCACCUGUGAGUCUUCGCAAUAUCCGCAUGCCCAGCGCUCCCAACUACAAACCUGGAGAGAAGAUUGCCACCUGCAAGGCGUACGGGAUGGCCGUGGCCAAACUGGGACGUUACAAUGAGCGAGUGGUGGCUAUGGAUGUCGACACCAAAAAUUUCACCUACUCUGAAAUAUUUAAAAACGAGCAUCCCAACCGCUUUAUUGAGUGCUACAGCGCAGAGCAGAACAUGGUCAGCGUUGCCACAGGCUGUGCGGCACGUGAGCGAAACAUUGUGUUCGCCAGCGGCCUGGCCACCUUCUUCACCCGCGCCUACGACCAGCUCCGCAUGGCCGCCAUCUCAGACAGCAACAUAAACCUCUGCGGUGCCCACUGCGGGCUCUCUGUUGGAGAGGACGGACCGGCCCACAUGGGGCUGGAGGACAUGGCUAUUUUUAGAGCCAUCCCCACUGCUACCAUUUUCUACCCCAGUGAUGCCAUGUCUACUGAAAAGGCUGUGGAGCUUGCAGCCAACACAAAGGGGGUUUGCUACAUCAGGACCACUCGUCCAGAGACUGCAAUCAUUUACAACAGCAAUGAGGAUUUCCAUGUUGGCCAAGCCAAGGUGGUGUGCCAGAGCAAGGAAGAUCAGGUUACAGUGAUUGGAGCUGGAAUGACCCUCCAUGAAGCUCUGGCUGCAGCUGAGCAACUCAAAAAAGAGAGGAUUUAUAUCAGAGUGAUCGAUCCUUUCACAAUCAAACCCCUGGAUGCCAAAACCAUCAUCGACCAUGUGCGCGCCACCAGGGGUCGUGUCAUCACGGUUGAGGAUCACUAUUAUGAAGGUGGCCUGGGAGAGGCGGUGUGCACUGCCAUUGUGAAUGAACCCGGCUUCACUUUCCAGCGUCUGGGUGUCGCUCACGUUCCCCGCAGCGGCAAAGUGUCCGACCUGCUCAAAAUCUACGGCAUCGACCGCGACUCCAUCACACAGGUGGUCAGGAAGAUGCUCAGCAGCUCAGCCAAUGCCAAGUAAACCUGUUCGCUUUGCCCCGCCCACUCCACCCAAAUCAAUCGAAUAACCAGCUCCACAAACACUGUGUCACAUGACUCCUCCUCUUCAGAUCGUGGCCCCUCCCUCCACCUCGUUCACUGUGAAUGACCCCAGUGUGAGUAUAAUAGUAAUGUGAAAUACGUGCUGUACAUUUUGAAGUAACGUUCACAUUCCAGUUUUUUUCUUACGAAUAUACUAAUAUUCAAUAGUUUGAGGUAAGAUUUUGUUUUUCCUUCAGAAAGGAUGCAUUAAAUUGAUUAAAAGUGACAGUAAAGACAUUUAUAAUGUAAGGUUUCUGUUUCAAAUAAUUGUUUUUAACCUUGACAGUAAGAAAUAUUUCUUGAGCAGCCAAUUUGCAUAUUAGAAUGAUUUUUGAAAAAUCAUGUGACACUGAAGACAAGUAACGAUGCUGAAAAUUCAGCUUUGCAUCACAUGAAUAAAUUACAUUUUACAAAAUAUUAAAAUAAAAACCAGUUAUUUUAAAUUGUAAUACUAUUUCACAAUAAUACAAUUUUUACUGUAUUUUUAAUCAAAUAAAUGCAGCCCUAGUGAAAAAAAUAUUAAAAAAUCUUACCAACCUCAGACUUUUGAAUGCUAGUGUACAUACAAAUACACACAUACAGGAGUCUUUUUCUAGCUCUUUUCCUGUACUAACAGUUAAAAAUAUAGGCAGGGAAUUAAUUAGAUUCUGUAAAUUCUGUAUUGCGAAGACAAUCGUAAGAUUUCAUGUUGAUUUGAAACUCGACGCGAAGACGUAUUUUACACUAUCACCUCAGAAAACAUCGAUAUGCUGUAUGACGUGACACUCGUGUUUUUAACUGUCAUUUGAUAAGACCCAACAAAAACUGUUUGCGAUUAUAUUUUAAUACUUUUUAUAUUGUUGAUGUGUAGCUAUGAUGACAGGGCGGGGCUGGAUUUCACGGGAACAGAUAUGUGUGCGACAAAACGUUUUGAUGUUCGUAGAGUUAGUCUUAAGAAAAAAAGAAACCGCAAUCAAAUGACAAUGUCUGUAGGGUGCUUCAACUCAAAAGUGUUCAGUAAAGUAGUAAAUGGUUGUCUUCUGUGAAACCGUUUGUAGUGUAAUCUCAGUAUUUACAAAGGCGGAGUAGCAUUUUGUGGUGUUGUGAACAUGAAACGUGGUCCUUUUCUGGCCAGAGAAGAUGACAGAUGAAGAUGAAACCAUCAGUGUCACUGGAACGUGCUGUUAUUUCUGAACUAUGAACCCGCAACAAACACUUCUUCUGUUAUUUUUCUAUGUAUCUCAACAAGUGAUUAAAGCCCUUUGCAUUUGAGUUUGAGA